Fusarium vanettenii 77-13-4 is the source of this 3468-nucleotide messenger RNA. RefSeq lists its product as uncharacterized. Gene Ontology annotation, biological process: lipid metabolic process; phosphatidylinositol-mediated signaling. The coding region runs from base 1 to 3468 and encodes 1155 amino acids. Gene Ontology annotation, molecular function: phosphatidylinositol-4,5-bisphosphate phospholipase C activity. The record is from RefSeq and is a predicted model, not a curated record. The transcript has 2 exons. Lineage: Eukaryota; Fungi; Ascomycota; Sordariomycetes; Hypocreales; Nectriaceae.
AUGCUUUCAAGCGUUGCCCUUUGGGCGCUGCUGGCGACGACGAGCCAUGCGGCAUAUGUUCAGUCUCGGGACUGUUACACCGAUACUGCCGCCGACUUUAGGAUAAUCCCCGAGGGACUUCGAGCCUUUGUCAACGCCACCAGCGAUGCCUACGACACCAAGUUUCUUUUGGUUGGAAACUAUGCCAACGGUACCGAGUGUGAUGCGGCUUCUCCUUUGGAUCUUGUGCCGGUGUUUACGGUGGUCGACUAUAAUGGCGCUCAUCAGUAUCCUGGACGAAUCGUCAACACGUCUUGCGCCAAGUACGGCCCGUUGGAGGCUAGGCUGAGACUUGAAAUCACUUCGACUUUUAACCGAUCUACGUUCCUCGACGCCUUCGAGAUCACACUUGAUUUAACGACGCAUGAUGACACUCCCUUGCUGUGUGUCGAGGCCAACCUGACACCCGAAGUUCGACCCUGGACACAACUCGUCAGUUUCUGGCUUCCUGUUCUCGUCUUUUCUGUCGCUUCUCUGGUUGCCUCUUGGCCUUUGCAGCAGGGCGAACACCACGCUAUCUUCCCGGAUGCUCAAGACAGGAAUCAACACCGCAUGACUAGAGCUGCCGAGAUGCUGGCGUACAUCCAAUUCAUCUACUUUUCCGGCGCACUCAGUCUCCGAUAUCCCGGUUUCCUCCAGCCACUCAUCGGCUUUACUAGCUGGUCAACCUUGAUGUUGCCCGCAGGCCCUGUCUCGAACCAAUCCCGAUACGUCGGUGUCAGAGAUGGUAUCUACGAGACCAAUGGGACACUGACUGGUGCGCCAGGCUUUGUGAUAUUAUCGCAGAUCACGAGCUCUCCCGGCACGUCAAAGAAUUGGUUCAACACCAUCGUCUUUGCACUUAUUGCCCUGUUGUUCUUCUUUGUUGCUAUUCAUGUUCGGGAGAUGCUCCGCGAACAAAGCUGCCCCAAUUCGAAACACACCACCAGCCAAGACCCUUUGUCACGCUUUAAAGAACGAUCUUGGGCCGUUUCAAGACUGUUUCUUAGUCUCUUUCUGCUUCCUCUGAGCGCCUGGUCGACAUACCAACUCUCAAAUCGCCGCAUCGUUCUGCAGAACUCGGCUGUUGCCAUCCUCGCCCUCGUGCUCCUGCUGUCUUCUUUCUGGUGGACCUGGACCCAAGCCGACUCUUCGGCAGACAUUGGGCUUUUCGUUAUUCAAGGAGAGACCCGUAAUCGCAGUCAAACCUCGAAGGAGCGGACACGCAAAUACCACGCGUUAAACAUCUUUUCUUUGAUGCUCUUUCGUGGCAUCAUCAUUGGUGGUCUACAAGCCCAUACUCGCACCCAAUUUGGCAUUCUGCUCGGGCUCGAACUUUUGCACUUGAUAUGCACGGUGUAUUGGAGUGGAGUUUCUUCUUUGCUUUCGCUCUCUGGAGUUUUGCACGGAUCGAGAGUGGUCCUUUUUUCACUGCAUACGGCGUUUCUUCCAGGAGUCACUGACCUUCCCUCCAAGAUUCUACUUGGGUACAUCAUUCUUUCGUGGCACUUGGCUGUUCUCAUUGGCAUUUUUCUCAUUCCCAUAUUUCUGGACCUUGCGCACCGAGGCCUUGCAGGUUGGACAGCAAAGGCUGGCGCCACGGACACUGAGAAGACGGCUCCUGCCAUGCGCGUCUCAUCUUCCUCUGAAUCAGACCGCUCUACAAAGUGCCAUGCAGGUUUUUUGUUCUCCGCUGCAGGGACACAAAGUCAUAGCCAUUAUCUGGCCGACAUAAUCCUAAGUCGAGAGUUUCCGGCAUCCUCCCACGGCCUCAAACAUGGAGUUUCUGUUACCGACUUCUCAAAGUUCAUGAAGAAUGUUCAGGGCGAAGAUCCAGGGCUUAACACGGCAUCCCUGCUAUCAUUAUUCCUUGGCUCGGAUAAUGUUUCCGACUUGGACGACCUGGAAGCUCAAAUAUCCUCAAAAUUCGCCAGAAUACCUAUCAGUGGGAUCAGCGAGCUUCUCUUGUCAAAGCAGAAUCUGGCCAUUCGAACAACACCACUCCAAUAUGAUCUCGAUCGGCCGAUCAACGAGUAUUUCAUCUGCAGCUCGCACAACACAUAUCUUAUGGGCCGUCAGGUUCUCACGCGUUCAACUGUUCAAGGGUACAUCUCUGCACUUUCUCAGGGAUGUCGAUCUAUCGAGGUAGACUGUUGGGACGGACGCGAUGGGCAACCGAUUGUCAAGCACGGCUACAGCUUGACAGCAUCCAUCGGUUUCCAAGAGGUGAUAGACGCCAUCAACCAAUACGCCUUUGUAGCCUCCGAAUUUCCUCUUUGGAUUUCACUGGAGGUGCAUUGCAGCCCUCGUCAGAAGAGCAUCAUGGCCCAGAUAAUGAGGAAUACCUUCGGAUCAAAAUUGGUAACAGAACCUCUCUCAGAGCUCUCGGGGCUACUUCCAUCCCCGUCACAACUGCGAGGGAGAAUUUUGAUCAAAGCAAAAGUUGCAAAAGGCGUCGAGUCUAGUCGAGAACCCCGAGUAUCGGAUGACAUUCCCGCCUCGACGAGAUCGUCCCAGGAUCAUGGCAACCUCACAGAAGCAGAAAGCACUGACUCGGCAUCCACUAUCAGCUCUUCUGCUAUCAGUCAGGAGGCUUCUAGUCAGGUCUCUCAAUCACAACCUUCCGUCAAUGGCCCCUUGGAGGAUCUUGCAGUGUACGGACCAGGCAAAAGGCUUCCCCGUCCCAGCAAAGUCGACGCAACUGGGAAUUUUAUCUACUCCGUCUCGGAGGCCAAUUUCAAGUCCUACUUGAAACAGAAGCACGGCGAAAAUUCGCUUGGUUUCCUCAAAACCCAGCACAUGGUGCGAGUCUACCCCGACGCGAGCCGGAUAGACUCAUCCAACCUGAGCCCUCUCCAGUACUGGCGAUAUGGCGUGCAGAUGGCCGCCUUGAACUACCAAACAAGCGACCUUAACAUGGGAUUUAACCAGGCCAUGUUCAACGGUGGCACUGACAAUUCUGGUUACGUGUUGAAGCCUGAGAGGCUGCGUCAGCCCCUGGAGGAGUUCACCUCAGGCCACGCCCAAGAACUACGGUUCUCUAUCGACCUACUAAUGACAAAAGAUCUCUGCUGGCUAGAGACGACUUCAAACAAUGCCUCUGUAUACGUCCAGAUCAAGCUUCUGGUAGCCGACGCAUACAAAGAGGAUGCAUCCCAGACAAAACGGCGAACUAGGAGCAUCCCUCUUCAACAACACGAUGUUAUCAUCGAUUCCCGUCUUGACUUUCAAGUCAAGACGCAGUAUCCCAGCCUCGUCUUUCUGAAAUGGUCUGUCAAGCUAUCCUCGGACAAUCAGGGUUAUCCUCGUCAGUCUACCCUAGCCUCAGGAAUGGCGAAACUCGAAAACCUCAAGCAGGGCUACCGGCUCUUGCCUUUGAAGAAGUCCUUUCAAGACGAGGAGGAUUGUGGCUACUUGAUCUGCAAGCUGAAUCGAUCUCUCUGUGACUAG